Monopterus albus (swamp eel) is the source of this 3866-nucleotide messenger RNA. RefSeq names its product leiomodin 1b (smooth muscle) (gene lmod1b). The transcript is spliced from 4 exons. The record is from RefSeq and is a predicted model, not a curated record. The coding region runs from base 680 to 2755 and encodes 691 amino acids. Gene Ontology annotation, biological process: pointed-end actin filament capping; myofibril assembly; muscle contraction. Lineage: Eukaryota; Metazoa; Chordata; Actinopteri; Synbranchiformes; Synbranchidae. Gene Ontology annotation, cellular component: striated muscle thin filament; cytoskeleton; myofibril. Gene Ontology annotation, molecular function: tropomyosin binding; actin binding.
UUUUUUAGGCUAUAAAUGACUACACAAACAGUUUGGAAUGAAAGGAAAUAUCUCACCAUCGUGAUCACACAUUUUCAGUAUCAGAAUUUAGGGAUGAUUUUAUAAAAACUGUAGAAUAUAUAACUUCCUUUCACUGUAUAUAUUUAUCGACCAUGUGAAUCUACUGUACCACAUGUUUCAUGUGUUUCCCCCCUAAUUCAUUGACAUUUUGGUUUUAUAUGGAGCACCUGUAAAAACAAGACUAUAUUAAUCAGACUUUUUUUUUUCUAGAAACCAGGAAAAAGAAACUUUUUCUAAAAGACAACCUGCCAGUUCAUACUGACAGAAAACCUAAUGAGGAUUUCAAAGAAUGUCCCAGCCUCACAGUCCACUUUGACGACGCGAGCCUCUUGCAGUUCAUCAUUGGUACCCUUCACUGAGAAACUGUGAGUCCAACCUCUUUGCACUGGCAUUGUUGCCUCUGGUGGCUUUUUGGUGAGCAGGAUGCAGCAGGACAGCAGGGCAUAAGCUUUGGCCCAUGGGAAUACUCGGCUUCUCACCAUAGGAGAGAAAUUACGGACUAGUCUGAUUUUAAAUAAAGGGAUUUACUGUGCUAAUACCAUCACCACCUCCAAAGAAACCAAAUCUCUCUGUGUUAUCUACAAGGGUGCAGCCUAUACCCCAGAUAUUUUAGGCAACCAUGUCCAGGCAAAAGGUAAAAGGCUUGACCCGUACAGGUCGCCAGGUCAGCGAGGACCCAGACCUGGAAAGACUGCUGUCCACCCUCUCACCUGACGAAAUGGAGGAGCUGCAGAAGGAGAUAAUGAAAGGGCCGGAGUUCAGCCCAGAGGAUGGGAAGAUCAUCAUUCAAGGGGAGAGCCAACAUGCACAGCCACCUAUGAGCAACAAUGUCUGGGACGCUCAGAUGGGUACCAGAAGGGAGAGUGGCACUAAACAGAGGCUCAGUCAGAGGGAACAGUCACUUGAGGGUGAGCCGAAGAAAGAGAGCCGGAAGCAGGAAUACCUGAGGAAGAUGGGCCUGAGCCAGGAAGGGAAUGGCGACAUGAAAGUAGGGUUACGAAGACAAUCUAGUCUUUCAAGUGAAAGAGAUACCAAGGUGGAUGACAGAAACAGCAGAGAUUCUGAAAGCUUGAAAGGAGAGCGAAGUCGGUUUUCAAGUAAAUAUAGGAAACAGGAGAGCAAAGAGAGUGAUGUGAAAGAGGAGGGUAAUGAGAAAGAGAAAUGGGAAGACAACAGGCUAAGAGACAGACGAGAAAACAGAGAGAGCACAGGUAGCAAAACAAAGGAUAUGAUCUCCAAGUUACAGGAAAAAAAGGAUGAUAGUAGAGAGAAAGAGAGGAAAGAAGACUGCAGAAGAAGAGAUGACAGCAAAACCAAGGACAUUAUCUCAAAGUUGCAAGAAAAAAGUGAAAAGGAUGUGGGUAAGGAAAAGGAGAGAAAAUCUGAGAGUAUCAGGACACAAGGACUUGUCUCUAAAAUGGUGGAUAAACAGAGCAAGGCACAAGAAAGCCAGGAGAGUAAAUCAGAAGAAAAGAAGCCGAAAGCAGAGGAGAAAAAAACUCAAGAUAAAACCAAGCCUGAUGCCAAAAUUGUGCGACAAACGUCUGAGCUGGGUGACACCCAGGUGAAAUAUGAAAAGGCAGAAACAAGAAUAGACAGAGAAAAGCUGGUUAACCAUAGUGACCAUGUGAAAGAGGAGAAGAAGAUGAGCACAGAGAAAAAAGCAGAUGAUAAAAGAGAGAAAGAGGAUGGCAAAGGAAAAGUUAAAAAGCCUGAGGAAACUGAGAAACUUGGCAACUGUGUCAGCAAAAACAUCCCAAACAGCAAGGCAAAGGAGGAAGAGGAAGAGGAUGAAGACUCCAGCAUGUUUGAUGAGCUGAUGGAACAAGUUAAAAACAACGACCCCUCCCUCACUGAGCUCAAUGUCAACAAUUCCGAGGUCAUCAAAGCGAAAACACUCAUCGAGUUUGCAGAGGCUUUGCGCAACAACACCCACAUUAAAACAUUUGCUUUGGCUAACUGCCGUGCAGAUGACCAUGUGGCUUAUGCCAUAGCUGGCACACUACGCAGCAACAAGACCAUCACCAGCAUCAACCUUGACUCCAACCAUCUCACCGGCAAGGGCAUCCUGUCUCUUAUCCAGGCACUGCAGCACAACUCCACACUGACUGAGCUUCGCUUUCAAAACCAGCGUCACAUCUGUGGUGGGAAGACCGAAAUGGAGAUGAUCAAGAUUCUGAAGGAAAACACCACCCUACUCAAACUGGGCUACCACUUUGAGUUAGCUGGACCCAGAAUGACUACGACAAACAUACUGAGCCGCAACAUGGACCGGCAAAGACAGAAGCGCCUGCAGGAGCAGAAGCAGGCCCAGGCCAACGGGGAAAAAAAGGGGACACUGGAGGUGCCCAACAUAGGAGGUGGAGGAUCUCUGAGAAACUCACCCAAAGCUUCCCCCAAACCUUCUCCUAUACCCUCACCUAUGCCUUCACCAAAGCUGACUCCUAAAAGAGGAGCUGGAGGUCCAGCUCCACCACCGCCUCCACCUCCCCCUGGAGGUGGACCUCCACCUCCGCCGCCUCCUAUGCUGGAUGUAGAUAACUUGAGGAACUCUCUGACUCCAGUGUCUCAGAGGAAGCUGGAUGCAAAAAGUCCAGGCAGUAGUAAAAACUCAAGGGACCAAUUGCUUGCUUCAAUCCGAGGAAGCAAUAUUAAACAACUCAAGAAGGUGCCAGUGCCAAGGUGGUUGCAGUAAUAUUUCUUGCUAGAAUGUAAAGUGAAAAGGAAGAGAGAGCAGGAAGAGACAUCUCACCACAGGUUUUCAAGAAAAUGAACUCUAUACUCCCCCAGCUGCAGUGGAAGAGCUUCUCUGUGGGGCUGAUAGAGAAAUUGAAACAUGAGAUGCCUGUUGGUUGGAUCACAAACCCUCACUAUGAAUUCUCCCCUCAAACACUGGACCAAAAGGACUCUGUGGAGAAUGAGUGAUGCAGGACUCUCAACUUACCAACCGCGGAGUGAUCAUGAGUUUGUGGUUGUUUGCCUUCAUUCAUAUUGACGCUUUGCUGGUUAUUUGCACUAGAUAUUACGAAGCCGAUCAUAUACCAUGCCGGCUUGUUUAUGCAUCUGAAUGUGAGCGUGGUGGGAACGUGUUGAGCAUAAUAAGAGAUUCAAAUCACUCAUUAUAAAAUUCUAAUAUACAAAGGUUUAUCAACAAUAUAGUGAACAUUAAUUUGACCAUUUAUUUAUUUGUGGAGAGGGAAUCCACUGUAUACUUAUCAGUUGUCUGUUUGAACUGGGAAUUGUGAAAUGGUAGAAAUAUCAGGGAAUUCAUGAACAUGGUGGCCUGACUUAAGAAAAUAUGGGCAAGGAAAAGAAAAGGUCAAGGUAGUUUUUUGAUUGUGUGUGUGUCCCAUUGCCAAAUCUCAAGAUAUCUCAGGCAGGGUUUAAUGGAUUGGAAAGCAGCCCAGUGGAAUCCUGGUGCUUGACAAAGGUGUUUGAGCGUGGAAAUAAUUGCAUAAUACACUUUUACAUGACUUUUAUGUAAUACAUCUACAUGUUGGAUUUAGAAAACAAUUAAUGGCUGAUUUAAUGCUGUGCUUGUAAGUGAACGUAAUUUCUAAAGGAAGUGCACUUUGUAAUGAAGGAUUCCUUGUCAUAUUUGGCUACACAGGACUUUCUUACAGAGCCUGUAUGUCUUCAAUAAAAGAUUCUGGUAUGUUUGCAGCAACAAGUUAUGCCUGGCUAAUAUCAUCAAGGUGAAAAUGUACAAUAUGUCUGAAAUAAAAUUAGCUGACUUUUGCAAUAUGUUGAUAAAUCUAGGUAUGUGUGUAUUAAUAUCUGUUGAGUCAUCUUUUAUUUCAGUUUCA